CUUCACUCUUUGAUUGUUUUGUUUACAUAUGUGCUAAGAUCAACUAAAUGCUAUGUCUUGUAACUGUAAUAGAGUUUGUACUCGGGCUUAGUGGAGUUAAGGGUUAGGUCUCGUGGUGGUGGCACGGACUUAGCUUAACCCCUCCAUUGAUUGCCAACUCUCGGGCUUAAACUUGACCUGUAUCAAUGAACCAGUGCCAUGCAUAAAUAUUGCAAAUUGGUGCCAGAGAGUUUUGAUUGUGAAAAGUGCUUCUGUCACCAAUUUGCAAUAUUUACGUAUGGCGCUGGCCAGCAUCACUAGCGUUGUCUCUCACGUCAUCCAUGUUGAGCACUUCAGGAAAAUAACACCAAUUCAUCCCUUGGUCAACGUGCAGUUGUGAAUUCGUACCACUUGUUGACAUGAGUCUAUAUCAGUAUCUGGGGAAGUCUGGCCUCAAAGUUUCCAGAGUCAUUCUUGGAGCAAUGAGCUACGGGACACCAGAAUGGCAAGGUUGGGUUCUUGACAAAGAAGAUUCACUUCCUCUACUAGAAUAUGCAUACAACGCGGGAAUCCGUACCUGGGACACUGCAGAUCUCUAUUCCCACGGACAGUCUGAACAGGUUAUUGGUGAAGCUAUCAAGAAGUACAACAUUCCUCGAGAAAGCCUCGUCAUCCUCACGAAAACCUACUUCGUCGGCUUAAGUCGUAAGCAUAUUCUUGAUGCCGUCGAUAAGAGUAUUGCAAGACUUGGAACCUAUAUCGAUGUGCUACAGAUCCAUCGCAUAGAUCGCUCGAUACCACGAGAGGAGAUCAUGCGAGCUUUAAACGAUGUUGUUGAAUCUGGAAAAGCACGAUACAUCGGAGCGUCCAGCAUGGCAGCAUGGGAAUUCCAACAGCUACAAAACAUUGCUGAUCGCCAUGGCUGGCAUAAAUUCAUCUCUAUGCAAAACUAUUUCAACUUGAUCUAUAGAGAAGAAGAACACGAAAUGAUUCCGUACUGCAACUACACUGGUAUCGGCUUGAUUCCCUGGUCACCUGUUGCACGUGGCGCCUUGACCCGCCCAUGGGGUACUCGAAACACUCUUCGAGAAGAGAAGGACGCUGGACUCCACAUGCUAGUUCGGUCAAGAGAUGAUAAGGUCGAUGAAGAAAUCGUCAAUCGUGUUGAGGAGAUUUCAAAGAAGCUCGGAAAAAGUAUGGCUCAAGUAGCGAUCGCUUGGACUCUGAGCAAGAACAUGUGUCCCGUCGUUGGCCUGAACAAGAAAGAGAGGAUCGAUGAGGCUAUCGAAGCGACCAAGAUCAAGCUGGCCGACGAUGAUCUAAAAUACCUCGAGGAACCAUAUUUGCCUAGGACGCGACUGGAACUAUGA
Aspergillus alliaceus is the source of this 1349-nucleotide messenger RNA. Its product is annotated as aldo/keto reductase. Bases 399 to 1349 code for a protein of 316 amino acids. The transcript is spliced from 3 exons. Lineage: Eukaryota; Fungi; Ascomycota; Eurotiomycetes; Eurotiales; Aspergillaceae. The record is from RefSeq and is a predicted model, not a curated record.